Messenger RNA from Chiloscyllium plagiosum (whitespotted bambooshark), 4847 nucleotides. Its product is annotated as cyclic AMP receptor-like protein A. The record is from RefSeq and is a predicted model, not a curated record. NCBI's taxonomy places the organism in Eukaryota, Metazoa, Chordata, Chondrichthyes, Orectolobiformes, Hemiscylliidae. Gene Ontology annotation, cellular component: plasma membrane. Gene Ontology annotation, biological process: adenylate cyclase-activating G protein-coupled receptor signaling pathway; cell surface receptor signaling pathway. Gene Ontology annotation, molecular function: G protein-coupled receptor activity.
CAGCGUCUUCGGUUCUUUACUUCAUUGACAACGUUUAGGAUUUGUUUUAAAGAUGGGCGCGAUUGUUGCAGUCUUGAGUUUAUAGGGAAGUAAGGGAGCGGCGGUAAAAGCAGCUUUCAUAUGCUUGGUUACCAUGGGCAAUGGGCCUUUGCAGAUUACCAGUCCAGCCGCCAACAUCACUGGAGUGCUGAAUUCCCGCUGCACUCUGUUCAGUUCCGAUUCGGAGGAUUAUAAAUGUGUCACUAUCAUUGCUGUGAAGCGAGCCUCUGCUGCCUUCUCUCUACUUGGAUGCUCCUUUAUGCUUCUCGUGAUAUGGUUAUUUCGAAAGUACAACUCUUUAGCCCAGAAGAUGAUCUUGAGCCUUACUGUGGCUGCAUUGUUUGACAGUAUUGCCUAUCUCAUGGGAGAAGUUAUCCCAGAUGGUGUCCUUUGCAAUUUUCAGGCUUGGUGGCUUACGUACUUUGACUGGUGUUCCCUGGCGUGGGUUUGUUGCAUAACCGUCAACCUUUACUUCAACUUGGUGAAAGAAAUCAGAACAGAUCACUUUGCAGUUGCAUAUUAUGUUGCAGCGUGGGGUGUGCCUUUCAUUCUGUCCUGUCUUCCACUCUUUGGCGAUUAUUACGGCCCUGCUGGAGCAUGGUGCUGGAUCACAGAUGAUCAUGUUGCCUGGAGAUUUGGCAUAUGGUAUAUCCCAUUGUUUGUCCUCAUCUUUCUGAUGAUGUCCAGCUACAUUCACAUAUUUUAUGUGGCUAAACAGCGGGUUUUAACUUGGUCUGGCCCAUAUGAUCCUGAAAGAGAAAGAAGCAAGAUUUUAUUGACGCUGGAAAUCAAGCCACUUAAGUGGUACCCAUCUGUAUACCUGGCUGUGUCUCUUUUUCCUCUCAUUAACAGGCUGCACAAUGCGUUUGAUCCCAGUCAUCCUGUUUUUAUCCUGACACUCCUCCAUGUUAUUACUGCACCACUCCAUGGAUUGGCCAAUGCCAUUGUGUUUGGGUUGGACAGGGAAACAUGGGGCCAGCUGAACUUCACAUCUCUACAGCUUGCUUUCCAGUCCCGAUUUUCUGAUACAACAUUGAUCAAGGAGUACCAGCCGGGGCCUGUGCGCUACAUGGCCCAUUUGGAAAGCGAUUCCUCAGACUCAUGUGAUGACGGCACAGGAGCAAUUUAUUCAUCGACCGUGACAUCCAGGGACAGGAGGCCCUGACAACAGCAACACCCCGCAACUGAGCAUGUGCACUGUUGGACUCUUAGACAAAGGAAGAACCCCUCCGUGACACUAGAGCUGAGCUGUCAACCCUCAUUAUUAAUUCUAGGGUCUUAAUAUUUAAUGUCAUAAAACUGGAACAGAAGCUUCAGAUUUGUGGAGGAACCAUCAUGCUAAACACAAACACAUAGUUAAAGAGGUUGUUCCUUUCAGCUGUCUCUGGUUUAUGUUACACACAAAGGAAAAGGAUAGUCUAAAGCAAUAGAAAAACUAAGAACAUAAUGUUGAGUAAGAGGAAAGUGUUUGAUGAAAUUGAUCUAAUGGUCAUAUAUGAAAAGUUAAGUGCAGUGUUUUAUUUCAAACAAAUAUAUUUACUUUAUUUCUUUAGUGAGGGCAUUGGAUUUUUAUGUUGAUUUUGCUUUAAUUGUAUUUGAAUAUUUUCAGAACAGUGCAUUCUCAAUUUGGCUGACCAGUCUAUUUGAUUCAGGUUGCGUAUGAAUUAUAAUGAGUGAAACUAUGACUUUGAUCCCUGUACAGUAUGCUGUGGGGAAAGCAGACAGUUCAGGAGGGUAGGGAAGCUGAAAAGGAGAGGAAAUGCACAGUGUAGAGCCCUAAGUAGACACAGACAAAAUGAUGGAAAGCCAUAACUACAGGACAACUUUUUGAAAAAUGUUUACAAUUUAAUUUAACAUUAGUUAUUUAAAGUGUCCAAGUUAUUGAAGAUAACUGUUUUCAAAGAUCAAGCAAACAUUAAAGCCAUCUAACGAUGUCCAAAUCCAUAUGAUUCUUAUUAACUAUUUUUAAUUGUGUUUUGUUAUCAGAUCUUGGCUUAUGGACUGCUUUGUGUAAUUUAUAUUUGCUUAUAGGAUUAUUGUGCCUAUAUGUAGUAAACUAGAGCUUUCCUACAAAAUCUUCCAGAAAUGCUGUUAAUUGAAAUGAACGAAUCUGCCUUAGAAACAUUUUUUGUUUGAGUUUGUUCAUUUUGUAGAACAUUGCAGAAAAUAUAAAAUUAAGUGGCUUAACAAGAUGGUGCAUCUUUGUGGCAGUGGUAAGAAACAUUUAGCUCUCACCAUAAACUGCUGUCUUUAAUCCUGACAGUCUGUUUGGCGCAACUGUAUGGGAGCCUGUGUGCAGGUAACCUUCUUGUUUUCAUGUUUGCAGCUGAUACUUGGUCACUGGCAAAUAUUAGAAAGAGUUUAGCAUCACGUUUUACAAAAUUGAAGCCUUUUCUAACAGAGACAUGAUUUACAUUGUUCUGUGAUCAAUUUUCUGCUACUAAAGUAGUAUAAUUUAGGCACUGCCCUCAAUUUACUCAACCCAUUUGUCCCAAAAUGUAAAAUCUCAUACACUAAACAACUGUUUAUGAGAUCUGACUAAACCCAAGAAUGGGAGUGAGAAUAAGAAAAGUCCAUUGCAGUAACAAAACACAACUAUUAAAGCAAAUUGGGAGUCUGAAUUUGUAUACUUGUAUAUUGGGCCAUCCCUGUUCCCUAGAAUUUUAUUAUUGCAGCUUUAAAAUACGGAGUGGAAUUAAAAUUCGCUUGGACUACAAAUCAGCAGCAUCAAAUCAGCUACCCAUGAUAAACAUUGACCCAGUUCCUUUUCAUAUACUUUGGUCUAAAGCAAAAUCAGAAGAGUUAAUCAAGACCACACUGUGGUUCAUUUUAUGCUUCCACCAGAGUCAGAUUUCACCAUAUAGUCGAUUAGAGGAACGAACUGAAACCCACAUCUCAACUUUAAAAUGUGAAUUUGGCAUUCAAGCUGUAUGAGGCCUAAAGUAGAAUAAUAGCCUGAUAACUACCAUUAUUACUGACUUGCAAGGCAGUUCAAAGAAUUUUAAUUUAUACAGUGUCUUUCACAACCUCAGAAUUGCAAAAACGCUGCUUUUCUCCAAAUGGUUUAAUGUAUUUUUUUUAUGUCCAUGAGAGUGGUUUGACAUUUCUCUUAAAAGACAGUGUCUGAGAUAGCAUAGUCCUCCUCAGCAGUGCAGCAAAAUGUUCACCCAGAUUAUGUACUCAGAUCUUGGGGGUGGGAGUUGAAUUCUCAGCCUUCUAACUGGGAGCUGAGACUGUAACCCCUGGGCCACAGCUGAUAUUGAAAUGCUAUUUCUUAAUCCUCUGCCACAAUGCUGCAUAGAGAGAAUGCUGUCAGGACUAGCCUUCCCAUCAAAAACAGACAUCCUGUUUGGCAGUCAGAGUUGUAUGACAGGAACUCUGAAGAUGUGCUCAGCUCAUUGUAUUAUAACCUAAUGUUUAAAGGAAAAUUAUAUUUGUAAGUUAUGUCCUUUGGUGGUCUAUAAAGAAUAAACUAGUGAGACUUUCAUUUUUAAUCAAGAAAGCAUAAAAUAUAAUUCUAUUUUAUGUUUUUUUUACUUUGUUACAGUGUUAAUUCUCAAAAGGAAAUGAGUGCUCAACAGCAAUAGCGAAGUUGAGCAUUUUUGAAAAAUGCUGUGAUGUUUUAUCUUUAUUCCAACAAAUAAUUUAGACUAUAUCCCUAUUUCACUUGUUUAAAGAACUGAGGAAUUUUAAUAUUUUAAUAAAUAUUAAAUAUAGGCCAAAUGGACUGAAGUGAAAUAUAUUGUUUGAAUUGGUUAGUAGUCGAAUAGGGUGAGUGGGAGUUUGAUGAGGAAAUUCAGAAGCCCAGAGGCUGACUAUUACAUGGCUCCAUGGAGUAUGCUUUUAAUGGGGAGACAGCAAGGAGGGUGGAUGAAACAUUUAAAACAGAUUGAGUAGCUAAUCAGCCACAUUUCCAUGUUUACCUGACCUCACCCCAAUAAAUUUGGUUGUGGGUGGUUGCCAGAAUUUUCAGCUUGCCCAUCAUAUAUUAGUAAUAAUUAAGGGUCAAAAUAUUACUCCAAUAUUACCCUGCCCAUGCCAUGAUUCAAUUGGCGCGGCUGACCUUUCUUUUAAAGUGAUUUUUAAAGCAGUAGGAAUCAAAGAGUGUACUAUCUUCAAUGUGCAAACCCUCACUGCGUUCUGCCCGACCAAAAAAAGUAUACACCCUGCUUUCCUUCCUGGACUGCAAAAUUAACCAUUACUUCUUCAAAUUCUUAAGACGCUUGAACCAACGGCUCUAAUAUUCCUUGACAUAGAAUCUAUGACGUCCAAAUGCACCUGCUGACCCCUCACCCCCUUCCUGGAUUAAAUGCAGCCCGAGGUGUCACAACAGAAUCUCCCCCAGGAAGUCAGCCUGAGCUUCAGGCUUGCAUUCCAUUUGGACAGGUGAACAUCAAAAGUAAGGACCUGAUGAUGCUUUUGGGAUCACAGGUGCACUUAGUGAUGGUAUCGAAUUCCCAACCUCAGCAGCUGAUUCCAAGUUUGGGUGCCUUUCUUUGAUGAAUGAUAAGAGUAUGGAUCAUAUCCAAGAGAAGAAAAUAUUCUCCCUUGGAAUGUCCAUCAAAAUAUUGAAAUGACCAAUCUGCCUCAGACGAAUGGAUUAACCCAGUUCCACUAAAUCCAGAUAUUGGUAUUAGCAAGUCAGAGAGAGUUUAAAAUUGGAUUUAAAAUUUGAGCAUCUCACUCUACCACAACCCAAUCCUUUCUGGGGAAGGUUAACAUUUUCUCAUUUGAGUCAAUUAGAGUCAUAGAGAUGUACAGCACAGAAACAGUCCCUUCGGUCCAACUCAUCCAUGCAGACCUGAUAU